Molecule: messenger RNA, 3597 nt
Organism: Botrytis porri
Lineage: Eukaryota; Fungi; Ascomycota; Leotiomycetes; Helotiales; Sclerotiniaceae
Exons: 3
Coding region: 1-3597 (1198 amino acids)
Biological process (GO): rRNA processing
Cellular component (GO): Pwp2p-containing subcomplex of 90S preribosome; small-subunit processome
Molecular function (GO): protein binding
Source: RefSeq, a predicted model, not a curated record
AUGUCGAAUCGAAGCGCGUCGAUAUGUUCAUUCCCUUCUGUGGGAUGUGAGGAACAAUUGUCAGAAACGUCCAAGAUAGAGAAAAGCGCAUUUGAAAGACUACCCGAAGAUAUUAUUCUACAAAUCCUUCUCCUUACCAAUGCCAAUACCUUUGCCUCCCUUGUUCUACUGAAUUCAAGAUGGAGGGGCAUCUCGCAACAAGCCUACCUUUACUCGCAUCAACUCACCCAAUGCCCUUCCUACUCGGCCACACAUAAAACAAAUCCUGCUUUAGAAGAUAAGGACAGCCUUCCACAUCUGCGAGGUCUAUUCGCCCAAGAGGUCAGGCGUAAUUUAUUCGAAGCAUAUUUACGACCUCAAGAGACGGUCAUCAAUUUAGUUUCGACAUCCAUAGGCUCAUCAAGUGCGCCUGGAGGUGAAGCCUGCCAUUUUUCCAUCUCUCCCCGCGGAGUUCUGGUUCUAGCCUAUAAUUCAUCUCGAAUUCACAUCAUAGAUGUCACAGCCCCGGAGGUUCACAUCAUACGAGAACUUAAGAUCUUGCGACGACCAGCGGCGACAACAAUUACAGAUGAUGGAUCUCUACUUGCUGUAUUGUCGACCGACCUCCAGGUCAACCUUUACGACUUAACUGUGCGUCCACCAAAACACACAAGGUCUGUGACACUAGAUCAUACACCAAGGACCAUCGCUCUUUCACCAACCGGACAAGUUCUUGCCGCAGCUUAUGACUCUGGAGUAGAAUUGACUUCUCUGCGUGAAAUCGGUACAAGUCGCGCUGUAAAGGCCUAUGGCGUUGACUCUUUGACUUUUUCUCGUAAUUCUGACUUACUUUUGGGCACCACAUUACAGUCUAGAAACCCUAGUACCGUCGUCUUGACCGCGCCAUAUUAUGAUCCCGGGAGCGUCUCCCCUGAAGAUAGCAUAAGUGCUCUUUGGACAACUUCAAUACUCUUCCCCACUGGUAGCCGAGACUGUAGUCAUGCGGUCCUAUUACCCAGUCCUCAUGAUGACGAAGCAAGCUGGACUUUCACAUAUGAUCGAGUUUUUGAAACCUUUCGAGCAGUAAGGAUGGAUGAUUUACGCAAUGGUAAAGUUCAUUUUGUUGGACCCAGUGGGGAACCACCUGCAUCAAAAGCGGCAGCAAACAAGUCUGGAGAUCUAGCAGCGGUUGGCUAUAGUCGAGGGAGCGUUUGGCUUUGGGGAAUUCCGGAGAAUUUGGAUCCUACACCUGCCAUUGCGGGCUCGAAUAGUAAUGCAGAAACCGCACCAAGCACACCUCUGAGUCAGAUUGGACGUCGAAACAGCGCCCCAUCGUUACGCUCUGUAAAUCGAUCUCUGGACCAUAGCAGUAUUCGUAUUCCACAAUGGCAACUCCUCUGCGAUAAGUCGCGCAAUACAUUUGUUGAAGGCUAUCAUAUUACCACUCUGGACGGAGUAAGUGCACUGAGCUGGGUCCAAGAAGAAUCAAAACAGCUCCAAGGUGAAAGACUUAUAGCUGUUGCACCAGGAGUAAAACGCCAAUGCAUCAUAGACGAGGAUGAUAGUAUGAGUCCGGUAGAUGGCGGCCGUAUUUGUGUACUAGAUUUUUCCUGUGGCACGAGCAAUGGCAAGAAAACCAUAACAACCAUAGAGGUGGGCCAACGAGACGAUCCGGAAAUCCUAGAGGAAGAACAUAGGGACAUAGACACAGAGGUGGCUAUUGUCAGAAGAAGAACAGUAGCACAGCGAAGAAGUUACCGUGCUAGUAUUGCUCGUUCAACUACCACUAUGACACGCCCGGAACCACCGCCAAUUCCUGCAAUGCCCAAUUUGAGCAAUUCAUCCAACGUCCCGCUUCCUCCCCUACCUAGACAAAUGAACGGCCUAGAAAAUACGACUGAUUCGGCAGAGACAAUUUCAUAUGAUGAUGACCAAGAAGCUUUCGAUGAUCCCUAUGCGAAUGCUGCACCUCGCUCAGGUACGACUCUACGCCGCGCUGCAACAGCUGCUGCCGUCAAUAGAAGACUACAUCCUCGCUCUAUAAUACAGGAGCGUAUCGAGUACCGCCGCGCAGAUGGCCGUGAGGAGCAUCCACAUGAAAGCGAUGCAGACAACUGGGAGCCGCCGCCUCCUCCUUAUCAGAAAGAUCCGGUCCCUCCACUUCCCGAACACAUUCAGAGAUCUAUACUUGCGGACCAUGCAAGGAUUAUGCAAGCAGCAAACAAUCAACGAGCUACAGUCCUUGACUUCCCAGGAUUAGAUGCCCCAGUUCUUCAACGACCUCUUCCCGAAGCUUUACGGGAGCAAAGGCACCCCUUUCGCCGAUCACUUAGCGAUAUAACAACUGUACCUUCCAUGACUAAUCCUGUGGAUGACGAAGUAGCUCGACCGGUGACAAGUCCUUCCAUUGCAAACUUUGAUGAACGUCCUACGACCUCUGAUUUUGACAGCCUUUAUGAUGUUUCCCCAAUCGGUACUCCACAACCAAGCCUCACAAGGCCCUUGCCCCAGCAAAGCUCCCGACUUCCUGUAGAACUCAACGAUGCUGAGAAUAACACGCUCGAUUAUAACUCAAGCUCAUCUAUGAGAGCCACGUUACAAUCGCCUGUCUCCCCAAUUCCUCAGCCUAUGAAUGCAACUCUUGACAGGCGCUUGCUAGAUUGGGAAACUACAACAGUUGAUGACAAAGUCUCUCUGAUGCAAAAUAGCAGACCUACGACUGCUGUAGCCGCAGAACAAGGAGACGACUCUGAUCUUCCACAACUAAAUUCUAAUUCACUCACAGUACCAGCACAGGGACCGCCCGAUUUAUGGCCCGUACAGCAAAGCUCAACAUUUCCACGGGCGGGGGACACUUCCCCCAGCUCAGCUAUCUCAGAGUCUACUGAUGAGCCUAUCACUAUAUGGAGAAGAAUCAAUUCUGCACCUGUGGAGGUUCCUGUGGACGGAGUCUCUGGUUUAGUGAUGCCUAGUGCCGAUCUUUUGGCGCGAUUCAAUAGCCGAAGUGGACGUCCAGAUAUUCUAAGGGAUCCAUCUCGACGUCGUUCUGGCUCUAACCCUCGAGAUUCUGUACCACUUCAAGGUUUUAGCAACCAAUCUCGACAAGUUUCUCAUACUGCUCCUGAGCAAUCAAAUCACCUGUCUACACCACCCCGUGCAGUCGCUGGAACUCACGGGGCAAGCCCUACCCGUCCAAAUACAGGCCUUCGUCCUUCUUCUGGUCAUGCUUCUCCUUCUCGGCGAAUUAGCCUUGGUUCGCAAAGAUAUUCUGCAUCGCCAAACGGCUUACGUCCACCUCUACAACGUCUCGAGACAAUCCAUAGCGCAGCUUCUACUCGAGUUACCUCACCUUACAAUAUACCGCCGAUACCUAUUUCCAGACAACCAAGCAGAGCAGAGCGCAGUGCGUCACGAAACGUCAAAAAUGCUAAGAAAAACGGCUGGAGAAAGAGUAUGAUGGCAAAGAGAACUAAGAACAAAAGUGAUGUGGCAAGUAGUGCAGGCUGGACAGACGUAACAUGGGAUUCGCGACCUGCUACUUCGCCAGCGAUUGUAGUAGAAGAUGCAGAGAUGCAGCCGCAGCAGAAGAAGAAUGCCGCAAAAUGCGUAAUCAUGUGA